This is a messenger RNA of Cercocebus atys (sooty mangabey), 831 nucleotides long. RefSeq names its product olfactory receptor 52A5-like. Lineage: Eukaryota; Metazoa; Chordata; Mammalia; Primates; Cercopithecidae. Gene Ontology annotation, biological process: G protein-coupled receptor signaling pathway. Gene Ontology annotation, cellular component: membrane. The transcript has a single exon. Gene Ontology annotation, molecular function: G protein-coupled receptor activity; olfactory receptor activity. Bases 1 to 831 code for a protein of 276 amino acids. The record is from RefSeq and is a predicted model, not a curated record.
AUGUGCAGUUUUGGAUUGGCUUUCCUUUUUUCCGUGUGCCCAGUGGCUGUGUUGGGAAACAUCAUUUUACUGAUUAUUGUCCCUACGGAAUGUAAUUUGCAUCAGCCCAUGUACAUCUUCCUGGCUGUGCUGGCAGUAACUGACAUAAGACUGUGUGCAGCCAUUGCUCCCAAGAUGUUGGCCAUCUUUUGGUUCAAGUCUUGCUCAGUGGCCUUUGAUGCCUGCCUAGCUCAGCUGUUUUUCAUCUAUGCCAUGCAGUGCAUGGAGUGUGGUAUUCUGUUGGCCAUGGCCUUUGACCGCUACCUUGCCAUCUGUGAUCCUUUGAGACACACAUCCAUCCUCACACCUUCCGUCUUGGUUCACAUGAUAGUGGCAGUGGCAAUCCGAGGUACAGUGCUGGUUGGUCUGUUACCCAUUCUUAUCAAAAGACUGCAUAUUUUCCAUUCCAUUCUUAUUGCCCACUCUUACUGUGAACACAUGGCUGUCGUCAAGCUGGCUACAGAAGACAUCCAAGUCAAUAAAGCAUGUGGUCUUUUUGUGGGCUUUACCAUUCUGGGAUUUGACAUGAUUUUUAUCCUUGUGUCCCGUGUUCUGAUUUUCCAAGUUGUUUUUCAUCUACACCAAAAGGAGGCACAGUUCAAAGCAUUUAACACAUGCACAGCUCAUAUUUUUGUUUUCCUUGAAUUUUAUAUUCUUGCCUUUUUCUCCUUCUUCAGCCACCAUUUUGGACAUGUGGCCCCCUCCACCCACUUUCUGUUGUCUACCAUUUACCUCCUUGUGCCACCUGCACUCAACCCUAUUGUCUAUGGUGUAAAAAACAAGAUAAUCUGA